This is a messenger RNA of Indicator indicator, 2034 nucleotides long. RefSeq names its product ankyrin repeat and SOCS box containing 12 (gene ASB12). Gene Ontology annotation, biological process: regulation of barbed-end actin filament capping. The transcript is spliced from 2 exons. The coding region runs from base 1 to 942 and encodes 313 amino acids. Gene Ontology annotation, cellular component: nucleus; cytoplasm. Gene Ontology annotation, molecular function: protein binding. NCBI's taxonomy places the organism in Eukaryota, Metazoa, Chordata, Aves, Piciformes, Indicatoridae. The record is from RefSeq and is a predicted model, not a curated record.
AUGAGCCUAAUGGAUAUCAACAAAAUGUUCUGCAUGCUCCAGCCCAGAGAAGAUGAAGACGACAAUGGAGAAAGCGAGGAGCUGACCCAAGCAGUGUCUGAGGACAAUUACCAAGCUCUCGAUGAGCUCUUGUCCCAAGACAGGUACAAAAGGUUCAUCAACCGCAGGAGCGGCUGGGGUGUGCCCAGCACCCCACUGCGCCUGGCUGCCACGUGGGGCUGUGUCAGGAGCAUGAAUGUCCUCCUGGCCCACGGAGCAGAGGUGGACAGCCUGGAUGUGAAGGCUCAAACCCCCCUUUUCAUGGCGGUCAGCAAUGGCCACCAGGAGUGUGUGAAGAUUCUCCUGGAGGCAGGUGCCAGCCCCACUGGCAGCAUCUACAACAACUGCUCACCGCUGCUGAUCGCUGCGAGGGACGGGAAUGUGGACAUCCUGCAGCAGCUCCUGGACCACGGCGCAGAGGCCAAUGUCCAUGCGAGGUUGCCCCCAUGGGCUGUCAACUCGGUGGCUUGUUCUGGGCCCCUCUACCUGGCGGCCGCGUACGGGCACCUGGAGUGCUUUCGGCUGCUGCUGCUGCACGGCGCCGACCCUGACUACAACUGCACCGAUGAGAGGGUCAUCGCCCAGAUCAAGGAGCCCAAGACUCUGCUGGAAACCUGCCUGAGGCAUGGCUGCAGCAGCGACUUCAUCCAGCUGCUCAUUGACUUUGGAGCCAACGUGUACUUGCCCAACCUCAGGGGAGAUGAGGCAACCACCUGCACUGAGAGCCUGGAGCUGCUGCUGCAGGCGAGAGCUCAUCCCAAGUCCUUGCUGUCUCAGUCCAGGCUGGCAAUGAGACGUCUCCUGAAGCAGGCUGGCCACCCACCCAUCCUUGGCAAGCUGGAGAUCCCAGCGGUCCUGGUGAACUAUCUCCAACACCAGCCCCGAUGCAGAGCCCACCACUAGAGACACCUGCCCCAUACUAGUGUUGAGCACCUGCAUUAAAAGCUGCUCUGACACCUGCGGGGUGUGAAACCACCAUGGAUUUGUGGUCACAAAGUAAGUGUUUGCUUACCAGGUGUCUCCAGAAUGAGGUGCCCCUGUGAAAGGAUGGGAAGGGAAGGGUGGGAGGAAACAGAGACCUCAGCUCUGGCUCCACUCCAGGGUGAUGGUGGAGUAGGGUCUGAUGUAGUUGAGUUUGGCUUUAGAGCCUCUUUAAUGAUUUCACCACAUCUUUAAUUGAUAGUGGUUGGAGAAAGGGCUGGGAGAAGGUGGGAGGGCAGAGGAGCAAAGGUUGGUUUCACUUUAUUCCCUCCUGGGGAAGAGCAGGAAGGAAGGGGCCAUGACCAGCUUCAUGCCUGCAUGGCCUCAGCUGCCUCAAACCCCUCUUUCCCAGUGAGGAGGCUCCCAAGUGCCUCCUCUGCUUGUGAGGGUAGAACAGAGCUGGACUUGGCCAUGUAAGCCUGGCCCAUCACUGCUGUGUCACUGAGCCCAGGCAGAGACUAUCUCUGGGGAGGGCUUCUGGUGGCCUUUCAAGACUUCAAAGGGGCAGUCAGAAAGCUGGGGACAGACUUUUGAGCAGGGUCUGUUGUGGUAGGACAAGGGGUGAUGGUUUGAACUCAAAGAGGGAGAUUGAGACUGGAGAGAAGGGAGAAAUGUUUGACAGUGAGGAUGGUGAGGCCCUGGUCCAGGUUACCCAGAGAGGUGGGGUGGGACUUGGUUUUGCAGUCUCCAUCUACAACAGAGCUUUCACAUGGGACUGGGAGGGAACAACACUAAGAGGUGGUAGAUGCCCCAUCCCUGGAACCAUUCAGGUGAGGUUGUUUGGGGCUCUGAGCAGCCUGCUCUAGUUGCAGAUGUUCCUGCUGACUGCAGAGGAUUGGAGCAGAUGACCUUUACAAGGUUCUUUCAGCCCAAACCAUUCCCUGAUAAGCACCCAGAGUCCCCAGAUGCUCAUCUCCCCACCCCAGCUCUGUCGUCUUGUUCUUCUCCCAAGUGGAUGAUGUUAUGGCACCUCUUUUGUGAUGGGGCAGUUUUGGGGUUUUUAAUUAAAAAUGU